This is a messenger RNA of Funneliformis geosporum, 224 nucleotides long. The record is from the annotation of a GenBank genome assembly. Lineage: Eukaryota; Fungi; Glomeromycota; Glomeromycetes; Glomerales; Glomeraceae.
AAGAAGAUUUACGUCCAACUCUGCAUAACCUUGAAAUUUUAAGUAAUGCUGCCAACGAAGAUGUUAAACAUCAACUCAAAUCAGCAUUUUACCCUUUUCAGAAUGUUACAAAUGCCCAAAAUGACUUAAAAAGAAAAAUAGAAAAUUGGUGGUGGAUACUUAUUUAUGUCAAAGCGAUGCUGAAUCUGUUCAAAUGUUUAGUCAAGUUCAUCAACGUAACGUAA